GCGCACAUCUCCAAACGCCCUCUGCUCCACCCAGUCCUCUCCUCACCAUACUCCGCAAUCUCUCCCAAAGUUGUCUACGUCGCAAGUCGCACACCCUUCCUCUCCGCCGUCGCUCGAUGCGAGAAACUACUCCGGCAAGCCGACAAGCGACUCGUGCAAAGCGCUACCACGAAAGCAAAGAACGAGACUAGGCGACGAGGUCGAGUUGGUUUAGAUGAGGCGGAGGACGGUGCAGGUUCGGAAGAGGUGGUCAUCAAAGGCACGGGCAAAGCGAUACAGAAAGUGCUGGAGUUGGGCUGCUGGUUUCAGCAAAGAGGGGAGGUUUAUGAUGUGAAGAUCCGGACGGGGACGGCGAAGGCGGUGGAUGGGAUUGAGUAUAAUGAGCCGGAAGCAGAGGGCGAGGAGCUGGACAAGAUGGGGCUGGAGGAUGGUAAUGGCGAGGAUCUGCCCGAGGCGAGGAUACGGCAUAUCAGUGUGUUGGAGGUGUGUGUGAGCUUGCGAUGA
Zymoseptoria tritici IPO323 is the source of this 504-nucleotide messenger RNA. RefSeq lists its product as uncharacterized. Gene Ontology annotation, cellular component: ribonuclease MRP complex; nucleolar ribonuclease P complex. The record is from RefSeq and is a predicted model, not a curated record. Lineage: Eukaryota; Fungi; Ascomycota; Dothideomycetes; Mycosphaerellales; Mycosphaerellaceae. Gene Ontology annotation, biological process: rRNA processing; intronic box C/D snoRNA processing; nuclear-transcribed mRNA catabolic process, RNase MRP-dependent. The transcript is spliced from 2 exons. Gene Ontology annotation, molecular function: RNA binding. The annotation marks the transcript as partial.